Molecule: messenger RNA, 7105 nt
Organism: Gigantopelta aegis
Lineage: Eukaryota; Metazoa; Mollusca; Gastropoda; Neomphalida; Peltospiridae
Product: transient receptor potential cation channel subfamily A member 1-like
Exons: 25
Coding region: 595-4092 (1165 amino acids)
Biological process (GO): monoatomic ion transport; transmembrane transport
Cellular component (GO): membrane
Molecular function (GO): protein binding; monoatomic ion channel activity
Source: RefSeq, a predicted model, not a curated record
UGUGUUGACAUACGAGAUUUAUGUUUGGGAAAGAAAAGGAUAUGAUUUGACAAAAUCUUCAAAUGUGCAAUGUCAGUGCGACGAUAAACCAGUGUACACAUCUGUUGCGAAGACAUACUUUGGAAACCAGUGGAUAACACAUAUGUAUUUUAAUAAUUUUCAAGGAUUUAUUCAUCCGUGUCGAUCUUCGUGUAUUAUUUCGUGAUUUUUAUCUGUGAGUAGCCUACAUGUAUAUGUUGACGCAUUGGCCAUACCGUCGACCCAAGAAGAGCUGGAUGAAAACAUUUAAAAGUACAAGCGAUACAUUUGCCAAGUCAUCCACGAUGUCCAAACAUUAAUCCGCGACUUUUAUCUAUGUGUACGUACAUGGUUUAUAACAUAAAAACCCGUAACACAUUGGCCAUGCCACCCGACCAUCAAAAGGUGAAUGAAAGCGUUUGACAGUACGAACAAUACACAGCCUGGGAACGAGACCGAUAUGCGCCACACUUACUGGAGCGUACAACAACACGUCGUGUUAUAUUAUUAAAAGCAUGUGAUGAAAGGUGCGCACAGAGACCAUAAACAUGUCUGUGUAUCUAUGAAACGUCCGCAAUGGAGAAAAUAGUGCGGACAUUCAGACGGACAAACAGGACUUCGUCGCUGCUCUGCCCUGCGUUAGACCCAAUGGAGAAAACAGAGGACGAAAGACGCCGGUUUAACGGCGUCAAAAGACGAUUUAACCGAAAGACGAACAAAUCAACUCCAACAACCGAGGAAAAUGACAUCAAUCUGAGUGAUUUCUGUCUGUUGGAGGACAGUCCUAAUCACUUAGUAGAGGUAGCCGGAGCUGGGAACAUUAAAGAGUUUGAACGGCUAUACAAUGCGAACCGAUCCAGGUUGUAUAUCCGCGACAGUAAGGGCCGAGCCCCUGUACACACGGCGGCCAGUAAAGGGCGAAUUAAUAUCCUCGAGUUUAUCUCACAGAUUGGAGGGGAUUUAGACCUUCAGAAUAACCAAGGGGACACGCCUCUUCACAUCGCCGUGGACGAGGUACAGAUCGACGUCAUCAACUUCCUCAUCGAUCACGGGGCUGCUACCGACAUUCUAAACAAUGCUAAACACGCGCCAAUCCAUUUGACUGUACUGUCCGGCAACGCCGACCUUUUAAAGGUUCUCGUCCAGCACGACCAGGUGGACGUGAAUCUGGCGGGAGAGAGCGGUUCCACACCUCUCCACUACUGCGCUGUCACCGACCACGACAAAUGUGCUGAGAUUCUGCUGGAGUAUGGCGCCAGACCUUGUGCCAAGUGUGACUUCGGGUUUUAUGCCGUCCACUCUGCAGCAAAGUCGGCCGCAUUUAAAACACUGGAGGUCCUCAUCAAAUAUUCUGAAUCUCUCGGCUACACUCGAGAGGCUGUGUUAUCCUGGAAGGACAAGGAGAACAACAUGCCUCUCCACUCAGCGGUCAACGGAGGAAAUAUCAAAGCCGUGGAAGUUUGUCUCAAGGCAGGUGCUCUUGUCAGUGCUCAACAGGAUGACAAGUCGACGCCAGUGCAUUUCGCCUGUCUUCAAGGCAAUCUCAACAUGUUACAGCUGAUGUACGAGACUCAGCCUGAGAAAUUCGAAAAGUCUCUACACCUAACCGACAGCUGUGCCAUGACCCCACUGCACCGGGCCGCGCUCUUCAACCACGUGUCUGUUGUGAAAUACCUGCUGGAGAAAGGAGCUGACGUGAACGCCAAGGACAACCAGGAACGCACGCCAUUGUUGCUGUCGGCGUCAAAGGGAGGGUGGAUGACGGUGAAAUGUCUGCUGGAAAACAAGGCAGACAUCUGUGUGAGAGAUCAACACAACAGGAACUUUCUUCACAUUGCCAUCAAAUUCGGCGGAAAACUCAGCGACUUUGCAGACAGUGUAGAGCUUGUGAAGUGCCACCUGAACGAGAAGGACGACUAUGGCUGCACGCCACUGCACUACGCCAGUAAGGAAGGUCACCUCAUGGCCAUCAAUGACCUCCUGGACAUGGGGGCAGUCAUCAACACCAAGAAUAACGACAAACAAAGUCCAUUCCAUUUUGCGGCACGGUAUGGUCGAUUAAACACAUGUAAACGUCUACUGGAGAGUGAACAGGGUCCAAAUAUUAUCAAUGAGACUGAUGCCAAGGGUAGAACGGCUCUACACGUUGCCUCGAUGAAUGGCAACACCAAGAUCCUCAGUCUCCUCAUGAAGAAGGGCGCAGUUUUCGCCAGAGACUACGAGAGUAACAACGCCCUGCAUUAUGCUGCGAUGAACGGUUACACGCAAAGCAUUCGUUUGUUGGUGAACGUGCAUUCCAAUCUCCUGAACGCAACCAACGUAAAAGGAGAUACUGCUUUGCAUGUCGCAGCGCAAAAUGGUCGAUCGACAGCAGUGACGCUUUUGCUAACUCUUGGAGCGGUGAUUACCAAAAACAACGACGACAGAUCCUUCUUUGAUUACCUUUUGGAAAACCAGCAGGCAGAUGCUGCUUUGGCAGUUGUUGCCCAUGACAGAUGGGAAGAUGUUAUGAAUAUAUGUUCUGGACCUUACGGAUGUCCUAUGCUGGGACUUAUUACACAGUUACCAGAGGUCUGCAUGGCUGUGCUUGACCGAUGUCAACAACAAUCUCUUCAUGACAGCAAGAGCAAAGACUAUUAUGUGGAGUACAACUACAGCUACUUACAGUGUCCGUUAGAGUUUGUACUGGAGAAGAAACGGAAGGGAGAAGCUUACACACCCAUGCUGCCGCUCAAUGUAAUGGUGAAAAAUGAGCGAGUUGAAUGUUUGUCACACCCUGUCUGUGUCAACCUCCUCAAUUCUAAGUGGAACGACUACGGCAAAUGGUUCUGCACGUUGUACCUGUUUAUAUACAUGACAUACCUCGGUCUGCUGACAGCCUUCAUAGUGAACCAUGAAUCGCUUCAACACUAUGACGGGUGGUCGGUGAAUAAUGAUACACAGAAGAUGCUGGGAGGAAAUCUCUAUGGAGGAUACAAGUUUAGUACGUUCUACACCAUAUCGCUAUGGAUUAUUACAAUAUACAGCGUACUGAAUAUUAUCAAGGAAGUAGUUCAAAUUGUUAGCCAGAAAGCUAGAUACUUCAUGGACGUGCAAAACCUGCUCGAGUGGUCCCUGUAUGUCCUGACACUGGUGUUCGCGGCUCCCUUUCUGUUCGGAAUGGCUUUUCACUGGCAGUGGGAAUCAGGAGCGGUGGUCAUUUUCCUCGCCUGGUUCAACGCCCUGGUCUUUCUGCAGCGGUUUGAUUUCUUUGGCAUCUAUGUGGUGAUGUUUCUGGAGAUUCUGCGCACUUUAAUUCAGGUUCUGUGUGUGUUUUCAAUUCUCAUUAUAGCGUUUGGACUCGCCUUCUUCAUGCUUCUUGGAAAAGAGGAGAGCAAGGCUUACCGCAACCCGGGCCUGUCGUUCUUUCGUACGGCCACCAUGAUGCUGGAGUUGGACUAUAUGGAAUCAUUCAACGGGCCCUACAACGACGACUCUGACCGGACCUUGCACUUCAGUAACACCACCCUGGCUUUCCUGGCCGUCUUCAUACUGCUGAUGCCAAUCCUGCUGAUGAAUCUUUUGAUUGGUUUGGCUGUUGGAGAUAUUGUCGCUGUUCAGAGGGAUGCACGCCUUAAAAGGCUUGCUAUGCAGGUGGAAUUGCAUACUGACAUAGAACGCAAAAUGCCUGCAGUACUGUUGGCGAAGAUGGGCAGAGAGUCGCAGAGAAUAGGAAAGACAAAUCGGCACAUCCUAAAACCUUUAGUCUAUACACUGAACUCUACAAGCAGAAACAGAGAAACAGAGGUAGGUGUAUCUCUUGACUUGAGACAUUCCCAUCUAUACACUGAACUCUACAAGCAGAAACAGAGGAUGAAGGAGAUGAGUAGCACCAUAGAGAAAAGCCACGAACUGCUGCGCUUGGUUAUCCAGAAGAUGGAGAUCCACACGGAAGACGAGGUGUGGGACGAGGGAAUCCGGUCUGCGGAGAGCGUCGAUUCCAUGAUUCACGAGGCCACGAAUUUUGGAACCAACGUCUUGCGCCAGACACAGGUAGUGACCAAAUGGAGGACGAGCGUCAAUAAGAAGAAAUAAUUUUAAUCCAAGAAACAGUCAUCAGAAAUGGUGUGAAUUCAUUCGAGAAUUAUUGGCCACAUACAUUUUUGUGUGUUGAAAAUCUUUCUACCCAGUGACGGUUUUCAAAAAUGUAUAUAUUUAUUUAUUUGGUCUCUGAUAUCUUUUGAAAGGUCACCAACGCUAGUCCCGAGGUGCAUACCUUUUCUGUUUGUGAUUUUGAACUGACACACACACCAGCAUGUUAAAAAACCACGAUGAAUUUGUCAAAAUGUAUACUCUCAGCAAGCGGUUUCAAACAGAACUAAAAGCCUAAACUAUUUUACAAUGUAUAAUAAACAGGGUGAGUGUCUUCAAUGUGGAAUUAACGAUGGCAUUUUAAAUAAAGGCUUUUUGUUUUGUUUAACGACACCGCUAGAGCACAUUGAUUUAUUAAUCAUCGGCUAUUGGAUUUCAAACAUUUGGUAAUUUUGAAAUAUAGUUUUAGAAAGAAAACCCGCUACCUUGGUUCCAUUAGUAGCAAGGGAUCUUUUAUAUGCACAAUCCCACAGACAGGAUUGCACAUACCACGGCCUUCAGUAUACCAGUCGUGGUGCACCGUCUGGAACGAGGUGCCAGUUUAAAGCAAUUGUUCUCUUUUUGUGUAGACAGAAAACCAGAUAAAAUAAUUGUAUGGGGUUUGGGAAGGCAAUUCGACUUAGUCCAAGAGCGAUAUAGGUAUCAGGCAGGUGGUGUUCUUCAUAACGGAUACUCCAUUCCAUGUAUCAGAGCAGGUGGUUAAUUGUUGCUUACAGAUAUAGAGAGAGAGACGGGCGGACAUAAUGUAUUAACUUUCCACCGUACGUACGCCACAUAAACAUACAAGAUAAAUUGUAUACAGCUGUUUGGCAAUCGUAAUCAGAGAGUGUUCAUAGAAUGGGACAGGGAAUGUGAAGUUCUUACGAUUCUAUAGUAUUACGAAAUAACACACAUAAAAUAUUAAUGAGCAAAUCAACCUGCAUUUAAAGUUUUCAUCUCUGUAAACUGAAGAACACCGAGAAUAGUUAAAGUGGGUUUUUUUUAUUUAACGACACCACUAGAGCACAUUGAUUAACCAAUCAUCGGCUAUUGAUUGUCAAACAGUUAGUAAUUCUGACUCGUAGUCAUCAAACGAAACCCGCCACAUUUUCCCAUUAACUGUAAAGGAUCUUUUAUAUGCAUUUUGCCACAGGCAGGAAAGUACAUACCACAGCCUUUGACUAGUUGUGGUGCAUUGGUUGGGAGGAAGAAAAACAAUCGGUGAAUGGAUCCGCCGAGGUGGUUUGAUCCUGCGACGCAAGCACCUCAGGUGAGCGCUCAACUGACUAAGCUAAAUCCAGCCACCACAGGGAGCACAAUGUGACAACUAGCAAUAUAUUGGCUGACACCCUUCAGGUAUAUAUAGCUAGAGCGUUUCAAACUAUAUAGAUGUCUUAAUAUAAAACAGUGAACAGGUUUUAAAAUUAAGCAAGAUGAAACGUUUUUAAAACUUCGAAGUUACAUAUGUAGAAUGUUACAUGUUUUGUGACCCAAAAAGUAGUCAAUACAUUGAUCGUUAUGCGAGCCAUAGCUAACACGAUGUUCUGUGUUGUAAUUUGUUUUGUUGUAUGGUGAUCUUUCCUAUGGUUCCUUUAGUUUUGUGCUAAGAACUUUUUUUUGGACAUGUGUAUGAUUUUUUAUAAUAAUAUAUUGUAUAGAAUGAGAUAAUGGUAUAGCUUGGGAAAGUAUCCUGAGCUCUAAGAUGUCAUGCAAAUCCAACAGGGUGUUGGCGUCACCAGUGCUGGGUAACCUAGAUAACUGGUCCGGACCGUGAUAUUGGAUGUCAAAUAUUUGAUAAUUUAACAUAGAGUCUUAGAUACUCUGCAUUUGUUUCCAUUAGCAGCAAGGGAUCUUUUCUAUGCACCAUCCUACAGACAAGGUAGCACAUACUACGGUCUUUGAUAUACAAGUCGUGGUGCACUGACUCGGACACUACGAGUGAGCUAUGUUUAAAUAAAACUCUCAUCUAUACAUCGCACCAUCAAACAUUUAACGUGUCUUUAAUCAAUAAUUCCAUUUUGCCUAACAUUAAAAAAGAAAAGGAAAAUCUUUUUCGAAACAAGUCUAUGUUGGUUUUGUAAAAAUAUCGAUCGACAUUAAUAGAAGCCCACUACCCACAGCAGUGUUUACACAGGGUGAGAAACGUCGUCUCCUUAUAGGUGUGGAGUCACGUUUGAUUGAAUUAACUCUUUUAUCCAUUUGUGAAUUCGUGUCUCAUAGUGAGAAAUCCAUUUUGUAUAUAAUUAUAAUUUUAAAACCAUCAAAAAAAUAAUCUGAUUUCAAACUCAAUGACCAGAAUGCAUUUUCCCGCUAUGUUUGAUCGUUGAUCUCUCUCUCUCUCUCUCUCUCUCUCUCUCUCUCUCUCUCUCUCUCUCUCUCUCUCUCUCUCUCUCUCUCUCUCUCUCUCUCUCUCUCUCUCUCCUCCCUCCUCUCUCUAUUAAUUUCCAAAAUAGUUUUCAAUUUAGUUUUUUACGUCAAGAUAACUGAAAUGAUUGAAAACAAAGACGAACGUUUCUUGCUGGUACAAGGUAAAACAAUGUUGUAUGAGUUUCCUGGAUCGAUGUGAUUAUCACCGAAUCCGACAUUACAACUAGACACAGAGUGCGAUAUUAUGUUUUCAUUUCGACUUAAUUAGUAGAAUAUGUAUUAAUAACGGUAUUGUCAGUCUUGUGUCCCUCAUGGAUGUUAAGUGUACGAGUUUUGUCUGUCCAAUGGUUGCAAUUGUGAAGUUUAAAUUGUAUUUAACUUCUUAGUUGAAUUAAUGGUUGGAAAGGUAACCGCAUUUUGUAAUACAAUCGCAAUGGAUACGUCACCGAAGAAGAUAAAACCAGUCUAAGGUGUAGCAUGUUGCAUUACCUCCCUUAUGUCUAUUUUUGCACUGCAUUUAAUACGUUAAAAUUGUUGGUUUUGUUUACCUAAAUAUUUGUGAAUAUUGUAAGUUUUGAUUGUGAAAAUAAAAUAUUAUUUUGUUGGAAAA